Scutellospora calospora is the source of this 321-nucleotide messenger RNA. The record is from the annotation of a GenBank genome assembly. NCBI's taxonomy places the organism in Eukaryota, Fungi, Glomeromycota, Glomeromycetes, Diversisporales, Gigasporaceae.
AAGAAAAUUAUGGAUGGGGUCAUGACACAAAUGAAAAAGAGAUAAGUUUAAUAGCUCCGCUUAACCCUUGGCCUAUGGAUAAUCCGUGGUUAAUGAACGAUAACGAGAUAAGUGAAGGAUGGAAUAACGAGCAACGCAUUGAUGAAUUUCUCGAAUUAACUCCAAGAACCUCGUCAGACAAAGGAUACGAAGAGAUCACCGACUUUUAUUUCGACGAAAAAGAAAACCCAGUUGUCACCUAUAACACAGAAGACUUACCUGUAGAACAUAAGGAUCGAUUAAUAUCGAUCCUAGACGAAAACUCAAAUCUGUUUGCAAAGA